Molecule: messenger RNA, 4212 nt
Organism: Nematostella vectensis (starlet sea anemone)
Lineage: Eukaryota; Metazoa; Cnidaria; Anthozoa; Actiniaria; Edwardsiidae
Exons: 18
Coding region: 186-4163 (1325 amino acids)
Source: RefSeq, a predicted model, not a curated record
CGUCGUUUGACGCGGAAGACACCAGGCGAAUUGAGGACUGACAUCUUCAUCCAUCAGAUAAGCUGACUAGUCGUUCUUAUGAUAGAACCCGACUUAACUCCCCAGAAAAAUAAAACUCUUUGGGAAACCAUCGCGAAGUACGAAUUUGACUCUGUGGUUGUAGGUUUAUCUAAAGACGUUUGGUCAUGACGUGGCGAUAUCUGAUUGGUCCGCUGCUGUGGGUGACCGUUUCUAUACAUGUCGUGAGCACCGAGUACGUUGACCUGCCGUGUAAGGCAGCCAUGGGUAUGGAGACGGGGCAGAUCACAGAUCAGCAGAUAUCCGCGUCUUCCUAUCGUUAUGGAAGCUUAAACCCUCAGAACAGCCGACUGAAUGGUGACCGAUCCUGGUCCGCUAAAGGGAGCGACAAGGACCAGUGGAUUCAGGUGGACUUCAUGCAAACAGCGAAAAUCACACAAGUAGCGACGCAAGGCCGAGCGGACGCGGACCAAUGGGUGACCUCGUACAGACUCGAGUACAGCCGGGAUUUCAUUGUGUGGCAGUCGUAUGCUACGGAGUUCAAAGGCAAUGACGACCGCUCUACAGUACAAACCAACGACGUCGUCCCAGCGAUCAUUGCGCGUUUUGUCCGCAUUCGUCCAACAAAAUGGCACAGUUACAUCUCCCUGCGAGCCGAAUUCUUUGGUUGUAGAUCUGGGUUUUACGUGCCUCGAGAAGAUUGCGCAGCUCCACUGGGAAUGACUGACCACAGUAUCGCGGACUCGAGUAUCACAGCCUCGUCUUCAUCCGGUGCUAGCACAUUACCUUCCCAGGGUCGCCUUUACAAUAGAAAAACAUCUUCCUUCACCGGGGCAUGGCUGGCGAAGAAUAAUGACAUGGAACAAUAUUUCCAGAUCGACCUAAAAAAGAUGACAAAAAUAACAAAAGUGGCGACCCAGGGCCGACCAGAUUCCAACCAAUGGGUCAAGUCUUACCGACUGGAAUAUAGUUUUAAUGAUGCCUAUUACCAGCCGUACAGCGACGGCAAGAGCAUGCCGGGAAAUACAAACAGAGAUGAUGUACACGUCAACAUUCUCCAGCCAGUCAUAAUCACGCGUUACAUCCGGGUAUGCCCCAUGCUAUAUCAGAGCCAUAUCGCGAUGCGCGUAGAGAUGUAUGGAUGCCAUGAAGGUUUUCAAGUUCCUGAUUUCCCACAAUGUCAAUCUAAAAUCAACAUGAAAGAUAGUCAAAUGACAGCCUCGUCCCAGUACACGGGCUCUAAACCACAGCAUGCCCGGCUUUACACACAGGCAGGCGGAUACGGGGCUUGGGUGGCUUCCGUUAAUGACGGGUUCCAGUUCCUUCAAAUUGAUCUCGGCCAAGUAACAAAGGUAACCCGCGUAUCUACACAAGGUCGCAAAGGCGCGUCUCAGUGGGUAACAAAAUACAGUCUGGAAUACAGCUUGGACGACGCAGUCUUCACCCUCCAUAAUGAUGUCAACAACAAACUGAAGGUUUUCGAUGGAAACAAAAACAACUAUGACGUAGUGAGUCAUGUGAUUACUCCGGCAAUCAUUACGCUCUUCGUCCGAAUCCGACCUCAAUCCUGGAGCGGCCAUAUUUCCAUGCGCGCCGAGUUCUAUGGUUGUACCGAAGGCUUCGACAAACCGAACAUACCAGAGUGCAUGUCUCCUAUGGGACUUAGAACCGGACAGAUCCCGGACAACCAGAUAACAGCAUCGUCCGAGUAUAACAGUGCAUAUCGAGCAGGCAACGGAAGAUUGUACUUUUACAAGCAAAACGGCCGCUAUAGUACAUGGUUAGCAAAGCAUAACGACGACAAGCAAUGGUUACAGGUGGACUUCUUCAAUAUCGUCAAAAUUACUCGCGUGGCUACACAGGGAACACCAGAUUCGGAUUGGUGGGUCAAGACGUACUCACUGGAGUUCAGCAGAGAUGGAGUAUUCUGGGAAUUCUAUCAACAAGGAGCAAGCAUUUCGGAGCUGAGUGGUAAUGAUGAUCGGCACACUGUUGUACUACACGAUCUUGUCACUCCUAUCUUCGCCUGCUACGUCCGCACGCGACCCAAGACCUGGAAGACGAGAAUCUCCUUAAGACAAGAAUUAUACGGCUGCAAAGAAGGAUUUGUGGUGCCAAAGGAAAACUGUACAACAGCCCUUGGACUAGAAAACAAGAACAUCCCAGACUCUGGUCUAACGGCAUCCUCAGAAUGGAACAAGGACUAUACAGCUGCGCGCGCACGCCUCAACAUCAAGAAACAAGGAAGUCUCUCUGGCGCAUGGUCAACCAAAACCAAUGAUGGCAGCCAAUGGCUCCAAGUGAACCUCGGUAGCGUCACUAUGGUAACGCGAAUAGCUACUCAAGGGCGUCAGGACCAUAACCAAUGGGUCACGAGCUACACUUUAUCUAGUAAUCUGCGCCAAGGGCAUUACUUCACACCCUACAACGACCACGAGGUUCUGGAGGGAAACAAAGACAGGAAUACCAUCGUUGGGCACAUUUUGAAGCCGACUAUUUUUGCACUUCUCCUCCGGGUUCAUCCGCACACUUGGCUCGGUCACAUUUCAAUAAGAAUGGAGCUUUACGGCUGUACUAAAGGCUUCGUUGUACCAACACCUCCCGAAUGCAACAGCGCCAUCAUAUUACCAGACCAGCAAAUAACGGCGUCAUCACAAGCGAAUUCCGCACACAGAGCCUCCAACGGACGAUUACAUCACUUGGCCGGGAAUGGAAGGACUGGGGCCUGGUCAGCAGGAAGCAAUGAUCAGUACCAGUACCUCGAGUUUCAAUUCACUCAUCCAACAAAGGUAACCCGUGUUGCGACUCAAGGCCGUCAGGACUCAGCGCAGUGGGUGAAGAGCUACACAAUCGAGUACAGUCUGGACGGGGCGUUGUACACCGCGUUUAAACAAAAUGGGAAAACACAUAUCUUCACUGGCAAUACGGAUCAACACCAUAUUGUCAGUCACGUGAUCAGCCCCGCAGUCAUCGCUCGCUUUAUCAGAAUCCACCCACAAACCUGGCACUCCCACAUCUCCUUGCGCGCAGAGUUCUACGGAUGUACUGAUGGAUUUGAGCCGCCAGCAGAACCUGAAUGCGUGAAGCCACUUGGUUGCCAGUGCUUGUCAAUCAAGGACUCUCAGUUCAGCGCAUCAUCGGAGUAUAGUGUGACACUGAAGGCUGGUAACGCUCGUCUUCAUCUUGUACCACGUGACGGGAGAGGCGGUGGAUGGGCUGCUAAGCAUAACGACAACAAACAGUGGCUCCAGCUUGACUUAAAGUCGUACAAGACAGUGACACGUAUCGCCACACAAGGCCGCAAGGACGCCAACCAAUGGGUGACGAGUUACAGGGUGGAGUACAGCCAGGACGGGAGUGUCUUCUCAUCCUAUCAGCACAACGGCAAAGAUGUGAUAUUCACUGGUAACAGGGACAGAGGAAGCGUUGUCUUGCACUCUUUCGACCCACCCAUCACAAAUGUGCGCAUGCUUAGACUUCUACCGCUGACCUGGCAUAGCCAUAUCUCGUUGCGCCUGGAAUUCUACGGCUGCCCUGGAGAAAUCCCUUACCUUGCCAAGCCAUGCCCCAAAUCCUUGGAUAUCGGCAUCGCCCUCGACCGCUCCACCAGCGUUGGCCCCAGACACUUCAACAUCGCCAAAACCUUCCUAAAAACCCUUGUUGAAAGAAUGAAGAUCUCCACAAACGGAAGCCAUUUUGGAUUGAUAGCGUACAGUUCUAGUGCAAGUCGAGUUAUAAGUUUCAGGUUUUCGCAAAAAGCGGCUGACAUCAACCGAGAAAUAGACGACAUCGAAUUCACUGGCGGAAAGACGCGCACAGACUUCGCCCUUCAGGUGGCGAUCACCGACUUGUUCACGAACAGCGCAGGGGACAGGGAAAACGUCCCUGAUGUACUGAUUGUCAUGACAAACGGUCGGACUAGCCAGGGCAGUUUGCCAUAUAAAGACGUCAUGAAACCACUUAAGGAAAAGAAAGUCGACGUUAUUGCUGUUGGAAUUGGGCCUGACGUCAACGUAGCAGAGCUGCUGGAGAUUGCGGAGGGAAGCCUUGAUCACGUGAUCCGCGUGGAUGACUACGAGGCUCUCGCCAUCGAACUCAACUCGAUCCUCGCACUCUCUUGUCCAUCUGGACCAGAAAUUCUUUGAAAUUAACACAGAAAUGUAAUGAACUGCAAUAACAAUGAGCAAUUGUGUA